This is a messenger RNA of Uloborus diversus, 1431 nucleotides long. Its product is annotated as LIM/homeobox protein Lhx9-like. The transcript has 4 exons. Gene Ontology annotation, biological process: regulation of transcription by RNA polymerase II; neuron differentiation. Gene Ontology annotation, molecular function: RNA polymerase II transcription regulatory region sequence-specific DNA binding; DNA-binding transcription factor activity, RNA polymerase II-specific. Gene Ontology annotation, cellular component: nucleus. Bases 136 to 1359 code for a protein of 407 amino acids. Lineage: Eukaryota; Metazoa; Arthropoda; Arachnida; Araneae; Uloboridae. The record is from RefSeq and is a predicted model, not a curated record.
UUUAGUGUCCAAACCAUGAAUCCGAAAUCUACUGAAUCAUAGAGGUUCAAGCCAAGUGUCGUCUCGAUUGUCAAGUGUACCACUCCACGCUUCAUCCUGGUACCGUACCAGCGCUACCAUGGUGCACUGGCACGCAUGGUGAGCGGCAUCACCAUGCCGGCGAUCUCUGUCCCCCUGCCGGGGGAGAUGGACGCCCCUCCUCCCCCUCCCAGCCUCUGCGCCGGCUGCGGCUCGCAGAUCUCGGACCGCUACUACCUGCAGGCCGUAGAUCGGCAGUGGCACGCACAAUGCCUCACGUGCCAUCGGUGCCAGAUGCGCCUGGACACUGAACUUACCUGUUUCUGGAGGGACGGCCACAUCUAUUGCAAGGAGGAUUAUUAUAGGCUGUUCGCUGUGCGACGCUGUUCCCGCUGCCAGCGCGGCAUCUUUGCGCGGGAGUUGGUGAUGCGGGCUCGAGAGCACGUCUUCCACCUCCACUGCUUCACGUGCGCUUGGUGCGAGUCCCCUCUUGCGCAGGGAGAUCACUUCGGGCUGCGGGACGGGCUCGUGUACUGCCGGGCGCACUACGAGGCGGUGUCCGGGCGGGAGCAGCCGCACCCCUACGUCGACGAGCCCGGACUCCCGCACUCCGAGGAUCCGCUGUCCGGCGGCUAUCCGGGAGUCUUCGCGGGAGGAGGAUGCGGAGCCGGAGGAACCGGAAGGAAGGGCCGGCCCCGGAAGAAGAAAAGCGGAGAUGCGGUGGCAAUGGAUGCCCUCAGCAGGCACGGAGCGGGCUUGUCUCCGAUCGAUCCGUCCACCUGUAAUCUUCACCUCUCUCAUCUGGACGGAGGUACGAAUUCGGCGUCCCAGUCCUCUCCACCCCUGUCCGGAAGUGGACAGAGGACGAAGCGCAUGCGCACAUCUUUCAAGCACCACCAGCUAAGGACCAUGAAAUCCUACUUUGCCAUCAACCAGAAUCCAGACGCCAAAGAUCUCAAGCAGCUGGCACAGAAAACAGGACUCUCUAAAAGGGUUUUGCAGGUAUGGUUCCAAAACGCCCGUGCCAAAUGGAGGCGGAACAACAUGAAACAGCAAGACGGCAUGCCGGGAAUGUUGUCCAACGAUCAACCCUCAACUCCACAGCUUCAUUCUGUAGGAGGGGGCUUAUGCAGCCCUGGUGCCAGCUCAUACUCUGAGCCAAGCCCAGUCCAUUCUUGUGGCGGUGUUCCCUCAGACGGCUCCAUAUCCACGCAAGUUGGACCCUCCAUGGACUUUGAUAGCAGCAAUCCAAUGACACCUUUGGUUAGCCAUCCAGGAUUAACCCCGGUCCAUAAUGGAGAAGGUGUCAUGCAUAUCACUUCCUUCCAUGAACUCUUCUGAGACAUCUCAAUCAUCAUUUAAAAGUUUUCAGAGACGUCAUAUCUUCAUUUGAAAUUUGUUGAAUCAAUCCAA